This is a messenger RNA of Gilbertella persicaria, 192 nucleotides long. RefSeq lists its product as uncharacterized. The transcript has a single exon. The record is from RefSeq and is a predicted model, not a curated record. Gene Ontology annotation, molecular function: nucleic acid binding. Lineage: Eukaryota; Fungi; Mucoromycota; Mucoromycetes; Mucorales; Choanephoraceae. The annotation marks the transcript as partial.
GAAUUAAAUCCAAUCGAACAAUUCUGGUCCAUCAUAAAAGCUAAAGUAAGACGAACCAAGCUUAGUAAUAUAGAAACUCUUGCUUCUAGAAUAACUGAGGCUAGUGAAGCUGUACCAAUUGUUCACCUUGAAAACAUUAUUCAGCAUUUAGUAAAUCAAUUUGAAAGGUGUCAAAAUAAAAUGCCCUUAUAA